AUGCUUUUCGUGUGGCUCAUUCUGUUUCAUUUAUUCGAUUUCAGUUGUUCUGAUUAUGAAGCAAUCGACGAUUGUUUUAAAGAAGUUGCUAAUAUGGGUGGCGAGAAUAAAAAACAUCCAAGUAUAGACCCAAAUUAUUGCGACGAUACGAGCUCCGCGUUGUGUAAUGCCUUAUUUGGAAAAGAUGCAAAUACCUACGCUAAUAAUCUUAAUCCGUAUGCCUUUCUAGAAUAUUUUUUUAAUUGGAGAGGAAAAGGCUGUGAUUUUGGUCAUUUAAGAUUUUUCGAUGAUUUGCGAGCAUUUGCGCUACUUUAG
This is a messenger RNA of Dracunculus medinensis (Guinea worm), 315 nucleotides long. NCBI's taxonomy places the organism in Eukaryota, Metazoa, Nematoda, Chromadorea, Rhabditida, Dracunculidae. The record is from the annotation of a GenBank genome assembly.